Molecule: messenger RNA, 567 nt
Organism: Glarea lozoyensis ATCC 20868
Lineage: Eukaryota; Fungi; Ascomycota; Leotiomycetes; Helotiales; Helotiaceae
Product: Metalloproteases (zincins), catalytic
Exons: 1
Coding region: 1-567 (188 amino acids)
Molecular function (GO): metallopeptidase activity
Source: RefSeq, a predicted model, not a curated record
AUGCGCCUCUUAUCCUUGUUAGUAUCCAUUUGGCUCGGUCUCGCUGCGGCACUUUCUUUCUCACGCACGCCUACGAUUCAGCGGCGACAAAUUCCUGGGUUUUCAGAGGAUGAGAUGAAAGAAAUGCCUAACGUUUCCCCGAGAACGUAUAUAGACGUUGCAUGCACUGAUGAAGAGAAGCCAACAAUCGAGUUCGCUUGGGAUGAGGCAAAAUUACUUGCAGAUGCAGCAACUAAUAUCGUUAGCGGCUACGACUAUAACUUGCCGUAUACACAGUGGUUCGGUGAUGAUUGGAACGUACAGGGUGAUCCCAAGGCUGAGGAAAGAGCUGAGGCUAUUACCCAUGCCUUUAAUCAACUUGGAAAGCUGUUCAGAGGAGAGCCAAAGGAUCACACAUAUUUCAUAUUUCGGUGUAACGAUAAGAGGAAGGAUUGCACUGGACAGACUCAAGCAGCCACCUGGCAGACAGAACGAAAGGAUGGACAACACGAGUUACUCUAUCAAAAUGUCAUUUUCUGUCCGGAUUUUUUCACUGAUAAGACACUAGGAGAACAGAUUGCCAGGUAA